Messenger RNA from Caenorhabditis angaria, 1435 nucleotides. The record is from the annotation of a GenBank genome assembly. Lineage: Eukaryota; Metazoa; Nematoda; Chromadorea; Rhabditida; Rhabditidae.
AUGCCGGAAAAAUUGCUCUUGCGUGAAGUCGAAGCUCAUCGAAUCCUAAUCAGCUGGAAAUCGUCAUCCAGCUUUGAAGAUAAUAAAUAUGUUGAGAAGCAGAUGAAUGAGAGGAAUCGGGUGCAUUUGUUCUCCAAGCACAACGAAUUGCAGUCGUGCCAGAUGUAUAGAUAUGAAGAAUAAUCGAGAAAAAACAAUUUUGCCAACAAUCUGGAAUUUUACCGAAUCGAGAUUAUUUAUGCGUGAUUGAGAAGAAAGAUGUUGUGAAAAUUAAAAAUUUCAGAAAAGUGGAAUUAUUAUUGAAGCCCGCUGUUUGAUGAUUUUCACAAGUUCAAAUCCUGAAUUCCAACAUGAAAACGCGUGAUGAUUUGUGCAUAUAUUACUUCAGCCUUCUUUCAAUGAUGAUGAAUGGAUUUGUCAUAUAAUAUGACUGAUAUUUAACCGGAUCUUUACAAUUCUCUGGAACCUCUUCACAAUGCCCUCCCUUCAAACUAAAAUGGAUCGAUAACUGGAAGCGUCUGUAGUCAACAAAUCAAUUUCAGUACACCCUUUGCGUGAAUGAAAUUCAACAAGCAGCUGUUUGCCAAGAAAGUUUUGUAUUCUAUGAGAAUGCAUGUCGCCUGAAUGUCAGACCAGUGAAGAGCAAACGGAAAAUGCAGCCACCAACACAAAAUGAAGUGGAAGCAGAAGCUUUUGGUUCGUUAUUUUCAUUGUGAAUUCACAAACGUUGAAUGCAAUUAUUGUUAUUUUAUAGAUCGAAAGAAGACGGAAAAUACGAAAACGGUUGCAGCAAUGUUGUAUUCUUCAAAUGUUCUGACCAUCAAACUUAGUUGAUCUCGCUGAAUAUUUACAAUCAAUGUUUGGAAUCAUGUCCCACCACGCGUUGAAAUUCCAACCUCAACAGAAUCAACCGCAGAUGAAGUUUAUGAAGAACCAACAAUUCCAUCUGUACCAGCUGGAGAACACUUUGAUUGCUCAAAUUUGGAAGAUAGAAACUACGUUUUGAAGAAGUUGUCGCUGAGAAGGAGGAGCCAAUUGAUAUUUAUGAACCAGUUCCAUCAUCAUCUUCUGAACAAUCAGUUGCUACUUCAAUUCUUGCUGAUAAUAAUGAUGUUCCAGUUGCAGUUACAGUUCAACCAAUUUCAGUAGUCACAGCUGGAUAUUCGGUCGUGAGUUUUUACGUUUUUAUUCGAGCUGGCAAGACGUGUUUGUCUCUGCUAGCAACAUUUUUCACAAUUAGAAAUGCCAAUUUUCAAAAAAAGACGUAUUUUAUAAUACAAUUUGUUUUACACGUUCUUCAUUUCUGGAAUUUCUAAAAAUUGUGUAUCACAACAAUUUUCCCGCCUAUUCUUCAUACUUCUGAAUCUGAUAAUCAUGGUAUUUUCAGCAUUCGGUUUUCACUACUUCAUUCCACCGACUAUUCAUUUGUUUCUGA